AUGGCUCUACCUACCUCCAAGUACCUGGCCAAAAACAUCAUUUUUCUUCUGUUUGUAAUCUCUUCUGUAAGCACAGCAGAAGCAGCUCUCGCAUGUCCUGAUAAGGAUCCUGAGUUAGAAAACUGGAACCCAGGUCACAACGAAGAAAACCGCAUUGAAAUCCGUAAUGGCAGGAAGCUCCUCCUCUCUUCUUCUGCCACUGUCCACUCCAUCCACAUCACUGACGGAGGAAAACUGGUCAUUAAAGAUGAUGUGCAGCCUAUCAUUUUGCGUACUAGACAUAUACUCAUUGAAAAUGAUGGAGAGUUACACAUCGGCAGUGAGAUGUGCCCUUACCAAAGCAAUGUGUUUAUCAUCUUAUAUGGGCGAGCGGGUGACGGCAGCCAACCAAAUCCCUACUUUGGGCAGAAGUAUCUUGGAGUAAGUAAGGGUGGCACUCUUGAGAUCCACGGAAAGAAAAAGCUGUCCUGGACUUUCUUAAACAAAACUCUUCAUCCUGGUGGCAUGGAAGAAGGUGGAUAUUACUUUGAAAGGAGCUGGGGCCAUCGGGGUGUCAUUGUCCAUGUUAUUGACCCAAAGACGGGGGCAGUUGUCCAUUCAGAUCGAUUUGAUACCUACAGAGCAAAAGAGGAAAGCAUACGUCUGUCCCAGUAUUUGGGCAGAGUUGCGAAUGGCAUGAUCCUGUCGGUUGCAGUGAACGAUGAAGGAUCUAGAAACUUGGACGACUCUGCCAGGAAAGCAAUGACCAAACUGGGCAGCAAGCAUUUCCUCCACCUUGGGUUUAGGCACCCAUGGAGUUUUAUUACUGUUAAAGGAAAUCCCUCCUCUUCUGUUGAAGACCACAUCGAAUAUCAAGGUCACAAAGGGUCGGCAGUGGCCAAAGUAUUCAAACUAUUCAAAGCUGAGAAUGGAGAACAUUUUAACAUCUCUUCGACUAGUGAGUGGGUUCAAGAUGUAGAAUGGACAGAGUGGUUUGAGAAGCCUGAUAAAGCGAGAUCUAAGGACAUGGAGAAGCUUUCUGACUUCAAAGCUGCUCAUCCUGAUAAAAUCUGUAGGCAGCCCAUUGACAUCCAGGCAAUGACGCUUGAUGGAGCUAAUUUAACUACUGAGGUUUUCUACAAGAGUGGCCACGAUUACAGGUUUCUGUGCCACGGCAAGGACCAGACGGGCGAGGGCUGCCAAAACUAUAGAGUACGGUUCCUGUGUGGCAGAUCUGUGAAACCAAAGCUUACUGUAACCAUUGACACCAAUGUGAACAGCACGGUCCUGAAUCUGGUGGAUGAUGUGAGCUCAUGGAAACCCGGAGACAGGCUGGUGGUUGCAAGCACUGACUACUCCAUGUACCAGGCGGAGGAGUUCCAAGUACUGCCAUGCAGAACCUGCAGACCCACCCAGGUCAAGGUAGCAGGGAAAGCAACAUACCUUCACACUGGCGAAGUCGUUGAUGGCGUUGAUAUGCGGGCAGAAGUGGGGCUGCUGAGCCGCAAUGUCGUGGUGAUGGGUGAGAUGGAGGCACGGUGCUAUGAAUACAGCAGCAAGUUAUGCUCCUUCUUUGAUUUCGACACCUUUGGGGGACACAUCAAGAUUGGUCUUGAUUUUAAGGCUACCCAUAUUGAAGGUCUAGAACUGAAAUACAUGGGCCAGCAGACGAUGGGACAUUACCCAAUUCACUUCCAUAUGGCUGGAGAUGUGGAUGAGAAAGGAGGCUACAACCCUCCAACGUAUGUGAAGGAUGUCUCCAUCCACCAUACCUUCUCCCGCUGUGUCACAGUCCAUGGAUCCAAUGGUUUACUGGUGAAGGAUGUUGUGGGUUACGAUGCACUGGGACAUUGCUUCUUUACAGAGGAUGGACCAGAAGAGCGCAACACAUUUGAUCACUGCCUUGGACUGCUUGUUAAACCUAGCACUCUGCUCCCCUCCGACCGAGACAGCAGGAUGUGCAAGCUGAUCACGGAGGGAGCUUACCCGGGGUACAUCCCUAAACCCAGGCAGGACUGUAGCGCUGUAUCCACCUUCUGGAUAGCCAACCCACACAACAACCUUAUAAACUGCGCAGCUGCUGGAUCUGAAGAAACAGGCUUUUGGUUUGUUCUGCACCACGUGCCGACGGGGCCCUCGGCGGGCAUGUAUUCCCCUGGCUACUCGGAGCACAUGCCGAUGGGGAAAUUCUCCAACAACCGCGCACAUUCCAACUACCGGGCUGGAAUGAUCAUUGAUAAUGGUGUGAAAACCACUCCAGCCUCAGCCAAGGACAAAAGACCUAUCCUGACACUGAUUUCUGGGAGAUACAGCCCACACAAAGAUGCUGAUCCUUUGAAGCCCAGGGAACCUGCAAUAAUUGAGCACUUUAUUGCCUACAAGAAUCAGGAUCAUGGGGCCUGGCUGCGGGGUGGAGAUGUGUGGCUGGACAACUGCCAGUUUGCUGACAAUGGCAUUGGCCUGACCUUGGCGAGUGGUGGGACUUUCCCUCAUGAUGAUGGCUCAAAGCAAGAAAUCAAGAACAGCCUGUUUGUUGGUGAGAGUGGAAACCUGGGCACCGAGACGAUGGACAACGAGAUCUGGGGACCUGGAGGUCUGGAUCACAGAGGAAGGACGCUGCCCAUCGGCCCGGAUUUUCCCAUUCGAGGGAUUCAGUUCUACGAUGGACCGAUCAAUGUCCAGAACUGCACCUUCCGCAAAUUCGCUGCCCUAGACGGCCGGCACACGAGUGCCCUGGCCUUUCGGCUCAAUAACGCCUGGCAGAGCUGCCCCAACAACAAUGUCACCGACAUUCAUUUUGAAGAUGUCCCUAUUACCUCAAGGGUCUUCUUUGGAGAACCUGGCCCCUGGUUCAAUGAUCUGGAUAUGGAUGGUGAUAAAACAUCAGUUUUUCAUGAUGUAGAUGGCUCUGUGUCAGAAUAUCCAGGCUCAUACCUGAUAAAAGAAGAUAACUGGUUAAUCAAGCACCCUGACUGCAUUGAUGUGCCUGACUGGAGAGGUUCCAUCUGUAGCGGACACUUUGCACAGAUAUACAUCCAAGCCUACAAGCCUGCCAACCUGAAAAUGAAAAUAAUAAAAAAUGACUACCACAAUCACCCACUCUACUUGGAAGGGGCUUUGAGCAAAAGCACUCAUUACCAGCAGUAUCAGCCAGUUAUAACUCUGAGGAAAGGCUACACCAUCCACUGGGACAAGACAGCCCCUGAAGAGCUGGCCAUAUGGCUCAUCAACUUCAACAAGAACGACUGGAUCCAAGUAGGGUUCUGCUAUCCUAAAGGGACGACAUUUUCCAUUCUCUCAGACAUCCACAAUCGUCUCUUGAAGAAAACGUACAAAACUGGAACUUUCUACAGAACCUCUCAAAUGGAGAAAUUGGAGCACAGAUAUCCUAGCAAAGGAUACUACUACUGGGAUGAGGACACUGGGCUGCUGUUUCUGAAACUCAAAGCUCAAAAUGAGAAGGAGAAAUUCGCUUUUUGCUCUGUCAAAGGCUGUGAACGAAUAAGGAUCAAAGCUGUGAUCCCAAAGACGGCUGGCGUCAGCGACUGUGAAGCCAUGGCCUAUCCCAAGUACAUUGAGACACCAGUAGUAGAAGUGCCAAUGCCUAAGAAGCUCUCUAGUGCACAACUGAAAACUAAGGACCACCUACUAGAAGUGAAAAUAGAAACUUAUAAGAAACAGUACUUCCACCUAAAGGAUGAUUUUGCAUACAUUGAGGUUGACGGCGUCAGGUUUUUCCUCACUGAUGAGGGUAUCCAGCUGGUUGUGAUUGAUGGACAUCAUGGAAAAGUUGUUGAUCGAGUAACAUUCAAAAACUCAAUUCUACAAGGAAUCCCAGCACAGAUAGAAAACUAUGUCAACAACAUCAAAGAUCACUCUAUAGUGCUGGUGACAUCUAAAGGAAGAUUCAUUUCAAGAGGACCAUGGACUAAAGUCCUGGAGAAGCUUGGAGCAGAAGAGGGUUUAAGGUUAAAAGAAAAAAUGGCUUUUGUUGGAUUCAGAGGCAGCUUCCGCCCUGUCUGGGUGAAGCUGGUCACUGAUGAGGACUCAGCUAAAAUCUAUCAAGCACUGCCAAUUCCUGUGGUGAAGAAAAUGAAAUUAUGA
Messenger RNA from Phaethon lepturus (White-tailed tropicbird), 4083 nucleotides. RefSeq names its product cell migration inducing protein, hyaluronan binding (gene CEMIP). Lineage: Eukaryota; Metazoa; Chordata; Aves; Phaethontiformes; Phaethontidae. The coding region runs from base 1 to 4083 and encodes 1360 amino acids. The transcript is spliced from 28 exons. The record is from RefSeq and is a predicted model, not a curated record.